Messenger RNA from Pleuronectes platessa (European plaice), 1480 nucleotides. Its product is annotated as putative nuclease HARBI1. The transcript has 3 exons. NCBI's taxonomy places the organism in Eukaryota, Metazoa, Chordata, Actinopteri, Pleuronectiformes, Pleuronectidae. The coding region runs from base 185 to 1321 and encodes 378 amino acids. The record is from RefSeq and is a predicted model, not a curated record.
AACCCUGAGAUGAGGGAAACUCUGGUUUUUCAGUUUCACAAAGCCAGUUCAGCUUUACGCUGAGUCAGUUACCCUGGCAACAUACUCCGUGAACCUAACCUGCUCGCUGGCAGGUUUUCUUCAACUAACCCCGAGUUUCUCCUGCUCUUAAGUUGAAGCCUGCAGACUGAAGGCAGUGGCAGACAUGGCGUGUCCUUUUAUUGAAGAGCCAGUUGAUGUCGAGGCACAGAUACUCCGCAGACAUCUCCACCGGGAGAGGAUUAUUAGACCCCGAUUGGAUGUUUUAUCAUUCCCUGAUGAGUAUCUGUUUGAGCGUUUCCGUUUCUCUGCAUCAUCUAUAAUUUAUAUAAACGAUAUUCUCAGCCCUCACAUCGCUCACAUGACGCAUCGUGGAAAUGCUCUCAGUUCCGAGCAAAUUCUUUGUAUUGCACUUCGUUUUUUUGCCAACGGCAGUUUUUUGUAUAACGUCGGUGAUGCAGAGCAUGUGUCCAAGGCAACUGUCUGUCGGGCUGUCCGAAAUGUGACACUUGCACUGAAACGGCUACUAUGCACGUUUGUAGUGUUCCCAAGUCACAGACCCACCAGACUUCUCAAAGAAGAGUUCCACAGAAUUGCAGGGUUUCCAGGUGUGAUUGGCUGCAUAGAUGGCACUCACAUUCCUAUCAUCGCUCCUUCAAUAAAUGAAGGAGAUUAUGUGAAUAGGAAAUCUGUCCACAGCAUUAAUGUGCAGAUCAUAUGUGAUGGAGUCCACAUGAUUAACAAUGUGGAAGCGAAGUGGCCUGGGUCUGUGCAUGACUCACGAAUGUUUCGUGAGUCGACACUGAGUGCCAGAUUUGCCGGUGGUGAGUUUAUAUAUAUAAUUUAUAUACAGUAUAUAGUUAUAUCCUAUGAUCAAAUAUUUUGUUUCCUCCUAUUGCAACUGAAACAAACUGUAUCUUGUAUUAUCAUAGUAGAGUUCGAUGGUUACCUACUCGGAGACAGAGGGUACCCCUGCCAGCACUAUCUGCUGACCCCUUACCCUGACCCUGAGCCUGGCCCACAGCGACACUACAACUUGGCUCACUGCAGGACACGAGCCAGAGUGGAGAUGACCAUCGGGAUACUCAAGGCCCGGUUCCAGUGCCUUCGUAGGCUCAGGGUCACCCCAGAGAGAGCUUGUGACAUUAUAGUGGCAUGUGUGGUUCUCCACAACAUUGCCACUAUUAGAGGAGAACAAUGUCCUACUCUUUCCCCCUGUGAUCCAGGUAUUAAUCAUACCCCCCCUGCUGAUACACGAGAUGGAAGAGCUGUUAGAGACAUGAUAUGUGUCAAUCAUUUCUAACUGACCCAUCACCUCCCCAAUGUUCAAGAACGACAAUAUGCAUCUCAUUUUAUGAGGUCUUCUUUAUUUCCUAGAAGGACAAAUUUUGUACAGUUGUUAAUCCUUUGUUGUUGAAACAAUUAAAAAACAUCCACCUGUGGGCACGUCACCCACCUUUAA